CUUCAUGAUUAUUUUUUGGUAUGAAGGAUAGUAUGGAGUAUUUGAUUUGUAUUAUCAGAACUUUACUGAUUACCCACCAUAGUGAUUGGAAGUUGGAUUAUGAACCAGGUUAAUAUUUAUUCUAAAAUAAAGUUAUUCAGGCUAAUUACCGGAUGAAUGAAGAUCUAAAUAUGGUUACUCUUACAAUUGUGACUUUAAUCGACUUUGGGCAUUUGAUCUAUUUAGGUUUGAGUUUAUUAUUAUGAAACCAUGGAAUCAAUUAUGGGUUGGCCUAGUAGUAACUGCAACAGGUUCAGAAGUUAAGAACUUUGGGGACAUAGGUUCAAACUUAUGGCGAUCUUCCUAGGAUGUUAAAAGUUCUUCGAGUUUCCUAAUAGCUACUUAUUGUAGUGUAGAUGCUUAUCUCCCAAGUCCUUAGCCUAGGAAAUUUAUCCCUUCUAAGUGGUUGUUCUAAACUAGCUUAAGUUUAUAUUAGUUCUUAAUGCUGCCUUGUGGGGUAAUACUAAAAACAAUCAUGGCGGGUAAUAUUUAGGAAAUACGAACGGGAUUUUCUGUAACCUCUUAGACCAUAUGGAUGUCUUCAUUUUUGUAGUGGCCAUGAUUGUUGAUCUUCUUAUUGUUAUCACUGCCAAGUUUUUUAAUCAGUUUCUAUUCAUUCUUGGUGAUUUGUUAUUGUUUGUUUUGUUUUUAAAGAAUUGAACCAGGGAUUAUGCCUCUGUUAUUAUGCAGCUGAAAAGGAAAAACCUAGAUGAGGAACUACUCUUCUUGAGGUUUCCACGCCCUUGUAAGGAAUGCUUCGUUCCCCUCUCCAACCAAUGUGGGAUCUCACACUAUACAUACAAAUUCUUGGUAAGGAAAUUUCCUUCUCAAGUGGAACAAGAAACCACUCAAUAUCUGGAGAGUUCUGGUGAUGCUAAGGAUUGUGCUGGUGGUGGUGACCUAGAGAGCCUCUGUAGCCCUGAGGAGUUCUCCUCGAGCGUCGAUCAACUCAAUCAAAACUUUAACAAAUCUCUCGUUCUUAAAAGUUCGUCCUCUCGUUCAUCCCCAAUUGAAGUAAAAGAUAGUUCUAAGCUGAGUAUGAAGCAAUCAGAAGUUACUGAUAAGAAGGAAACUAAAAGAAGGUAUGCUGCGGGAAUGGGAACGACUGGUAAUGAAAAUUAUGCAUAUUUGGAUCUCAAACUGUCGCCUCCAGGGGUCUACUUAAGGGGUAAAUCAUCGAAUGAAUCGAAAUCGUCAUCCCCAAAAUCUCAAGACUCAUGCGUAUCUGCGGAGGUCGAGUCAAAUGUAAACUUGGAGAAUAACCUUGAAGUUGAAGGUUCGCCCUUAAUUGUGAUGGGAUGUACUUUUUGCCUGCUUUAUGUGAUGGUGACAGAUGAUGAUCCCAGAUGCCCUAUAUGCAAAAAUUCUGGCUUGCUCGACAUUUUCCGUGGAAAUCAGCCGAAGAGAUCGAGAAAAAACUAGUUUCCUUUCAAGGAGUGUGUAGAGUAUGCUCUUGAACUGAUGCACCCUCUGCCUUUCUUUUCUUAGUGUCUGUCUUCCUUGUUGCUGCUGCUGCUGCUGGUGCAUGCACUUGGGGAGCAAGCAUAGCAUCUUCAAUAAAGAACAUGGUUUAUGUUUCCUUUUGCUCUUUAGUUUGGCUGUCUUUGCCCUUGUUUUGAGAAGGCCAUUUCAUAAGGAUAAGGUCUUCAAACAGGUCUUUAUAUAACAUAUUAAGUUUCUGUGACUCUGUUCUACAA
This is a messenger RNA of Cucurbita moschata (crookneck pumpkin), 1736 nucleotides long. RefSeq lists its product as uncharacterized. Lineage: Eukaryota; Viridiplantae; Streptophyta; Magnoliopsida; Cucurbitales; Cucurbitaceae. Bases 724 to 1461 code for a protein of 245 amino acids. The record is from RefSeq and is a predicted model, not a curated record. The transcript is spliced from 4 exons.